Messenger RNA from Chanos chanos (milkfish), 528 nucleotides. RefSeq names its product BAALC binder of MAP3K1 and KLF4 b (gene baalcb). NCBI's taxonomy places the organism in Eukaryota, Metazoa, Chordata, Actinopteri, Gonorynchiformes, Chanidae. The coding region runs from base 1 to 528 and encodes 175 amino acids. The record is from RefSeq and is a predicted model, not a curated record. The transcript has 3 exons. Gene Ontology annotation, cellular component: cytoplasm.
AUGGGUUGUGGAGGCUCAAGGACAGAUGCGUUAGAGCCACGGUACUUGGAAAGUUGGACCAAAGAGACAGAGUCCACCUGGCUGACCAGCACUGACACAGACAUUCCUCUGUCCUCCAUCCACAGCAUCUCCUCAGAGAACUCUUCAGAAGUCGGCUUUCCCUCAGAAAAAACAGCCAACCAAGGCUCAGACCUUUUCGAUGACGGACUACCAGCUCCUGCUCAGGCUUACCUGAAAGUAUGUUCUGCCAUGUCUGAGUCAGGCCUAAAUGAUGUGAAAACUGGCAACAACCCUCCAAUACUGUGCUCUCAAGAGCAGGAUGUGCUGUCCUCUCCUGGUACCACAGUACAGAGAAGAAGUGUACUACGGACAGAGGAAAUAACCAAAUGGCAGGACAAUAAGAUGUCCACUAAACAGGUGACCAUCACAGUGACCCAGAGUAUUCGGCAGGUGGCUAAGAGUGGCAAGAUAGAGAAAUCCCACACCACCUUUGAGGUCAUGAAACCAGUGGAGUCUGUACUGAAGUGA